AUUUUAUCGGACGUGCGAAUCGCAUGCCGUGUCAACGCUCUUCCGAUUCGCAUUGCGAUUUUUUGAGUGUGUUUGACAUUUGAAGAUAAACAAAACGACAACAACACAAAGCAGCCUCUGAAUAAAGGCUAACACGCUAAAGUUAACUUUAAAUAAAUCUACUCUUAGUUAUUGUUACUGCUAGUGGAAAAAGGCUCUUGUUGAGUUCUACUUGUCGAUCAUUUCGUCAGAUGCCAUGCCAACAACACUGCCAGUAUCUCCAACGUUUGCUUCUCCAAUAGUUGCAGCUCCUACACAACCAUCAUCCGGUUUAUCCGAAUCAUCAUCUGGACCACAUAAUGGAUUCAGAUUCUGAAACGGAACUAUACAGUUCGAGCAUAGCUUUGCGCUACUUACUAUUAAAAAGAAGGCGCGAUAAAACCAACGAUCUGUGGGAAAAACGUGAAAAAAUCGGGCAAUACCACACAUUGUUUCAUGAACUUUUGAAACAAGAAGAUAAAUUCUUCGAGUUUAUGAGAGUUUCAAUUAAAACUUUUUACUUCAUACUGAGAAGGAUAGAGCAUCUUAUAACAAAGCAACCUACAAACAAACCAUACAUUUGUCCAGAGGAACGAUUGAUGAUCACUCUCAGGUAUCUAUCGACUGGAAUACCUUUUAAGUCUCUAUCAUUCACAUAUUGUAUUGCUCACAAUACAAUCGGCCUCAUUGUCUACGAAACAUGUGAGGCAAUUUGGAACACGUUUAAUGAAGAGUUUAUCCCGUUCCCUACAACGUCUGCAUUUAGGAAUGUGGAAAAAGAGUUUCGCCAUAAAUGGAAUUUUCCUAAUUGUAUCGGCGCCAUAGAUGGCAAGCAUAUCCGAAUGAAAGCCCCGGCAUUUUCAGGUACACAAUAUUAUAAUUAUAAAAAAUAUUUUUCUCUGCAUUUGCAAGCAGUAGCAGAUGUGAAUUGGAAAUUUAUCGCCAUUGACGUUGGUGAAUAUGGGAGUCGUAGCGAUAGCGGCGUCUUUAAUUCGUCAUCAUUGUUUGAGCUCAUUCGUUCAAAUCGGCUCAACAUCCCUCCUCCUAAACCACUGCCUGGUACUACCCAAAGAAUGCCUCACGUGUUUAUAGGCGAUCAGGGUUAUCCACUAAAACCUUUCUUACUGCGGCCUUUUCCGGAUAGUGAAGAUCCGGCAAAAAAUUACUUCAACCAUCUGCUGAGUAUGGCAAGACGCUGCGUUGAAUGCGCCUUUGGUUUGUUGGUGGUAAAAUGGCGUUUCCUCAAGCAAGAACUCCAGAUAACUCCGGAACACGUCUCAAUAAUCGUCAAAACAGCAUGCCUGUUGCAUAACAUGUGCAUAGAUUUUAGAGAAAGCACGGAAUUAAUGAAUAACAUUAACCCACAAUCCAACGCCAACAGGAACAGAGCAAACAAUCAUCCAUCUCAAGAGGCUACAGAUAUUCGAAAUGUCUUCAAAAAUUAUUUUUAUGAUCGAAAUUAUCAAUAAUGUUCGAUGAAGUACAUAUUCGAUGAAGUAAAAAUACAUUGCCAAGGAUUAUCGUUAUAAAAAAGACAAUGGCUGGUAUUAUUGAAUCCGUUCGUAGCGGCGGUGUACGUCCUGCCAUUCAUUUUCCUAACGUACUAGAUGGUUGCUACAGUUAUUUACCGAGGCGUUGUAGGACCGGGCUAAAGAAAUGUGUUUCAAGAAUUUCAUGAGAAUGCCGUACGUUCCCGCUACGAACGGAUUCAAUGAUACCAGCCAAUACCAUUAAUCCGUUUUUAGUCAGGGUGCUCAUUGCCAAUUUAUUAUUCGAAAAAUAUUAAGGAAAUAAAAUGAUAAAGGAUAUAUUUUGAAAA
This is a messenger RNA of Anopheles coluzzii, 1837 nucleotides long. RefSeq lists its product as uncharacterized. The coding region runs from base 339 to 1487 and encodes 382 amino acids. NCBI's taxonomy places the organism in Eukaryota, Metazoa, Arthropoda, Insecta, Diptera, Culicidae. The transcript is spliced from 4 exons. The record is from RefSeq and is a predicted model, not a curated record.